CCUUGAACGAUGUUAGAUCAUAUGCAUGCUUGUGAUCCCAUUAAGUUCAUGAUCAAAUCAUCUCCUCCUGGGACCGAGUCCACUUGUAGCUGCUUUAUAGAAGCGGCCUCUUCGCACUUCAGAAUAGCCAAAUCGUUGUUGAAUACUUUGCGCAUUAUGUUCAGUGGGCUGACCUAAAUUUGGUGUCAAUUCGUGGAUGCUGAAAGUGAGAUGGGUCCAUUGUCAAUUUACCUCGGCAUGUUCAGCCUCUAGCAACUCCUCAAUUGAAUAUCC
Messenger RNA from Pseudomassariella vexata, 273 nucleotides. RefSeq lists its product as uncharacterized. Lineage: Eukaryota; Fungi; Ascomycota; Sordariomycetes; Amphisphaeriales; Pseudomassariaceae. The annotation marks the transcript as partial. The record is from RefSeq and is a predicted model, not a curated record. The transcript has 2 exons.